AUGUCAGUCACAUCGGCACCAAAGGCAUCGCAUAUUAAAGCUGCUCACAAGGUCCUUCAUUACUUGAAAGGUACCAUUGGUCUUGGAAUCUUCUAUUCGGCUGAUUCAGAUUUGCUGUUGAAGGGAUUUUCUGAUGUUGAUUGGAACUCUUGUGCUGAUACACGACGCUCCACCCCUGGUUUUUGCAUGUUUCUUGGACCUUCCCUCAUCUCUUGGAAAUCUAAGAAACAGCAAACAUCUUCUCACACAUCUGCUGAAUCCGAGUAUCAAGCUAUGGAGUUUGCGGUUCGUGAAAUCACUUGGCUUGUUAACCUUUUGACAGAGUUUUAA
Molecule: messenger RNA, 330 nt
Organism: Microthlaspi erraticum
Lineage: Eukaryota; Viridiplantae; Streptophyta; Magnoliopsida; Brassicales; Brassicaceae
Source: the annotation of a GenBank genome assembly